Molecule: messenger RNA, 309 nt
Organism: Caenorhabditis briggsae
Lineage: Eukaryota; Metazoa; Nematoda; Chromadorea; Rhabditida; Rhabditidae
Exons: 3
Coding region: 1-309 (102 amino acids)
Source: RefSeq, a predicted model, not a curated record
AUGUCCGGAGCACCACCGCCAUACACCUCUCAGCCUCAGCCAUAUGGCAAUGCAGGUUACGCCCCACAAGGACACAAUCCAUAUCCACAACAAGGUCCGUAUCCACAGGGGUAUUAUAAUCCGAACCAACCACAAGUCAUAUACGUUCAACAACCCGCCCCUCAACAACAACGCCAAUCCGAUGAUAACUGCUGGUUGACUUCAAUUCUCGCCCUUUGCUGUGGAUGUCUAAUUGGAGAAGUUUGCUGUGAUAGUCCGAUGCUCUGCUGUGUCAUUCCAUGCCCAAUUCGUCUUCCUAGAUUCAGAUAA